UACAUGGGAGCUUGGGGAGUAAUUGGAUAUCUAGCAUGGAUGAGAUUGGUGGUGAUAGAUGAAGAGCGAGUCUUCUCCCUGAGGCUAUUAUGUACCUAGGUACCCAAGAUAUAUUAGCCAAACAGCUACAGUCAACAAACAUCUAUCCAGAAUUCCCAUGAAUCUGUUCUCUCAAAUAAUAAAACCGAAGACUGCGAGUUUGCCUUUACGUUCUUCCGAAACAACAUGGCCACCCAGAUUCGUGAUACGCAGUUCGGUCACCUCGUACGAUUUCUGUCUAGAAAUAAAAUCUUCCGAUACCCUGACGAAGUUGACCCUUCCCUAUGGAAAAGGCCUCUGCAAGGCGAUACAGGUCCAUUACCUAUACCGCCAGCAGAACAAGCCAAUGAUACACAGAGGUCUGACAGGCGGAAUCCCGGCACAGCUCCUGUCGGUGAAAACGAUCGAGAAUUCAAUCUGAUAAAUUGGUAUGGACCUGACGAUCCAGAGAACCCUCAAAAUUGGUCUAGCAACUGGAAGCUACUGGUCGCUUUCCUCAUGUGCAUUCUCAACUUCUCAUUCUACAUUGCAAGCUCGAUAUACGUCCCUAUUCCUUUCAUCUUCUAUCGGUACGGUGAAAAGAUUCGCCACAUGAGCAAGAAUGCUCGGCAUGAUAUCUGAAGAGUGCUUUUAGCAUGCCUUAGAAACUCCGA
Messenger RNA from Daldinia decipiens, 692 nucleotides. RefSeq lists its product as uncharacterized. The transcript is spliced from 3 exons. Lineage: Eukaryota; Fungi; Ascomycota; Sordariomycetes; Xylariales; Hypoxylaceae. Bases 226 to 660 code for a protein of 144 amino acids. The record is from RefSeq and is a predicted model, not a curated record.